UGAGUGUGUGUGUGUGUGUGUGUUGUGCAGCUGUGAUUGAUUGCUUGGUCUGCAACCAGGGAGUGCCGUCAGUGUCAUGCAUGCCACGCCGUGAUCGUGAGUGAGGAGACUGCGCCGCCGGCCUGCCUGCCUGCCUGUCUGUCUGGCUGUCUGUCUGGAUGUGUGUGUGAGCUACUAAGGCAUUGGUGUCAUGCACGGCUGCAGCUAGAGACGGACAAACAAACGUAUUUAAAGUCACCCCAUGCACGGCACCAUUCGGGAAACAGCCCAGCCAGCCAGAAGGCGUUAGUUAAUUCCAUUGACUGACAAGAAGGUCCUCUACAUCAUUGCACGUGUGCGUCUUCCUGCGCUGCCGAUAGAAGAGAGAGAUAUGUACAGCUGGGGAUAAAGGUGCAAGCAGCGGUGUGCCAUUCAUUUCGUCUGGCUGGCAUCGACUUGACUCGACUCGUCAGGCCAAGAAAAUCACAAAGAACACCACAAAGAAGACCAGGAUCAAGAAGAUCUGCACGACGCACCCACACGAGAAGCUAGCUGUAGAGAGUGUGUGCAAGUGACACGUAGGUGCGCUCCGACGUGUGUACCUUGAGGAUGAGCCCCCGGUUAGAGGAUAUCCUGUGGAAGUAGUCGAGUAGCGCCGUCUGACCCGCACGCACAUUCGCCAAGGUCGUGUCCACGUCAUCGUCAAUCCUGCAUCCAACCCAAUCAACCGACCAGCCGUCCACCACCACCAAUCCAACGCACACACACACACACACACACCACCAGCUCUGUCAGGACUGCCCCGCCCGUCCUUGUCUCUCACCUUCUUAUCAUCUCGUCCUGCUCCUGCACGAGCCCGGCGACGCGUUGGAAUAUCUGGGCCAACUCACCUAUCACCUUCUGCACGUUCUCCACUGCCUGACCGACAGAGACGACACACACAUUAACAUCAACACGCACGAUGAAAUGAAUGUCAAACAGUCAUGUAAAAGGGAAAGGUUAUGCGGUGCUCCGGCCGAUUGAUUACCUCUGCCCUUGAUGUGUGGUACGUGGUGCCCCGGUCCAAGAGCUGGGUCUGCUGGCCGCUGGUUUGAGAGAAACCAACCAAGGCACACACGCCAUCGAGGGAAGGAAGGAGUAAGUGUUUGUCAUGGCUCCCCCCCCUUACAGCCGCCGUCUGUGGGAGUGGCUGUUGCGUACCCUUCCAUGUCGAUGUUGGCGGCGGCUUCAGGCGACGUGUGCUGGAAGGGGUAGGCACUCGACGCUGACGAACCUGCAGGCAGGCAGGCAGGCAACGGUGCGUUGAAGACAGUGACACGUGUGUGUCAGGGUGCUCACUAGCCAUGGUGUCGCCAUACAUCUUCCGCCUGUUGUCCUGCUUCUUCAUUAUCUGCAGCCAGCACAGCCCAGCACAGCACAGCACGGAACCCGACACGCACAUCAACACCCAUCCAUGGGAUGCCCAAUGCACCCACUCCCACUCCUUUGACGUGCCUCGGUUCUGAGCUGCAGGAUGUCCUUGAAGUCCUUGGUGAGCUCAAGCAGCCUGGUCUUGAGCGCCUCGACGAUGCUGGUGGCGUGCUGCCGCUCGUGGCGGUUGUGGCUGAAGCCCUCCCGCGCUGCCCUGUCCAACGUCUCGAUCUUGGUGUUCAGGCCCGUGAUGGUCUGGGAGAGCCAUGACAGUCCACACGCGCAGAGAUAAUGGUUGGUAGAUGUGCGAGUCCAGCAGUGGCCAGCUGGCUGGCUGAGUCGUCUGACGCACCGACCUGUUUGAUGUCGUAUGUGAGCUCUUGUAUCUGGGCUGUCUUGUCGUUGAAGAUGCCUCGCUGCUUCGCCACUGACACCACACACACACACACACACACACACAGAACAGAACCGAAUUCGCCCUGUGUGAGCUGCCUGCCGUCUUUUGCCUCUCUGCUGCACACUCACAUUUGGCGAGUUCCUGUAGCUUGAGAGAUCCCGUGUGGAUCUCCCUGCCGACUUCAUCAGCCACGACGUUGAAAUGGCUCUCCACGUGCCCCGGCUGCCGUGGCUUGGCCACAUGAGGGAUGUGGGAGCUCAGCUGCUCCGUUAUCUCGAAGAACUCGGCCGUGCGGUCCACACACGCCAUGCUCCAACCAAAGGGCAACUCCAGCUUGGCGGUCAAGGAAGGACCAAAACGAUGGAAGAUCCUGAAACGACUGUCACUCGCUGCCGAACCACGCGACAAGAUCACCAGAUUUUUGAUUGUG
Messenger RNA from Vitrella brassicaformis, 2216 nucleotides. Lineage: Eukaryota; Vitrellaceae. The record is from the annotation of a GenBank genome assembly.